Messenger RNA from Musa acuminata AAA Group (dessert banana), 438 nucleotides. RefSeq lists its product as uncharacterized. NCBI's taxonomy places the organism in Eukaryota, Viridiplantae, Streptophyta, Magnoliopsida, Zingiberales, Musaceae. Bases 1 to 438 code for a protein of 145 amino acids. The transcript is spliced from 2 exons. The record is from RefSeq and is a predicted model, not a curated record.
AUGAAUGGCUUUGGAGAUCGACCAAAGAUGUGGAGUGACAACACAACUCCAUCAGGAACAAAUGACAAGGAGGCUGCUUUCAAGGACUUGAGCUCGUCCAUGAAUGCUCUCUCCUUUGGCUUCAUUGCAACAGCAAUCUUGGUAUCCAUGUUCCUCGUCAUGGCGAUCUUCGAGCAUUUACUCAGAUCAAGGGCCUCUCACCCACCAUCUCAAACCAAUGCUCAUGGACACCUGGAGAUGCGCCAAGAACAGGAUCAGAUGCCUCCAAAGAUGAUCAAGAACUGGCAAAAUGUGGCAACUUCAAGCACAGUUGACUUCUCAGUCUUGAUGCCAGGGCAACUGUAUCCAACAUACCUUGCUCAACCGGCUCCUCUCCCAUGCCCAAGAGAAGGGAUCAUUUGGCCUUCUCAUGACCACCAUGCCUUCGCUUCUCCCUAG